Penicillium manginii is the source of this 1371-nucleotide messenger RNA. Its product is annotated as putative RSC complex subunit Sfh1. Bases 1 to 1371 code for a protein of 456 amino acids. The transcript has 3 exons. Gene Ontology annotation, cellular component: RSC-type complex; nuclear chromosome; nucleus. Gene Ontology annotation, biological process: regulation of transcription by RNA polymerase II; chromatin remodeling. The record is from RefSeq and is a predicted model, not a curated record. Gene Ontology annotation, molecular function: transcription coregulator activity. Lineage: Eukaryota; Fungi; Ascomycota; Eurotiomycetes; Eurotiales; Aspergillaceae.
AUGUCCCCUCUUCGUGGAUAUAUUACUUCAUACCCGCCACGCGUGCGCCAGUAUGGCAAUGCGUUGCUCACCCCAGUCUACCCGGUACAGACUGGCCCGACGCCGCGAACCACCAAGCGCGGAACGACCGCGAUCAAUUACGCCGAAGAUGGAUACGAUGAUGGUGAAUUUGAUGAAGAGAGUGAUGGCCUUCGGAGACCCACGGGGCUGAGAAGUCUCAGGCGUGAAGAAUCCUCUGGCGGUGCUGGUGCUGGUGGUGGCGUCCUGCCGGCAACCCAGAAACUAGGCAAAGAAGCGCAUGCGCCUGUAGAAGUGCAGGGAGUCUUUCGCGAAUGGAUGAUCAAGCGGAUGCUACGACCAGCAUGCGCGGAUCAAUUACAAAUCCAAGCCCAGCUGCCUCUUACCCUCGUUCCCAUUCGAAUUGAUGUCGAGGUUCCUGCUCACACACCUCUCGAACCUUUCCCUGUACCACGCGGUGCUGAUAACAGCCUCAACGGCCUCCUCAACCUUCCCGCAUACCGCCGUCCAGAGCCCCUGCCUCCUUUCCGAAUCAAGGAUACGUUCCUUUGGAACCUUCAUGAAGCGCUCGCGACACCAGAAGAGUUCGCUGUCGGAUUCGUUCGCGACCUCGAUCUACCGAAUCCGCAAGCGACGACAAUGACGAUCAGCAACCAGAUUCGCCAACAACUGGAAGAAUAUGCUGAAUUCUCUCGAGACACCUCUAUGACCCCCGCUGCUACCACGAAUGUUGCCACGCCUGACAGCCGUCCCAACGGAGCAUCAGUAACAGCCACGAAGGAAGCCUUAGUCAACGAUAGUCUACUUAACCCAGAUGAUGCGUAUCGUUGCCUGAUCAACCUCAACAUCAACUUACAAAAUAAGCUUUAUACCGACAAGUUCGAGUGGUCCUUAUUGCAUCCCCCCGGUAUGGCGGAGGACUUUGCCAAGAUCACUUGUGCAGACUUGCACCUCGGCGGCGAAUGGGUCAGCGCCAUUUCCCACGGUAUUUACGAGGCAGUCCUGAAGCUCAAGAAGGAGGUCUGCGAGAGUGGUGGCCUUGUGAGCGGGAUCAACGGCUACGGCAACGAGAUUGAUAACCAGGCUGCGAACGGUGUCGAGGCCGGUUGGCGGUAUGACCCUGAGACCCUCGGUGACGAAUGGGAACCCAAGGUCGAAACACUCUCCAAAGAUGAAAUCGAAAGACGAGAAGGCGAUCGUGAACGACAAAUCCGGCGCCUGCGCCGAGAGACUGCACGAUUCUCCUCUACUACCGGUAUUACUACCGGCACGCCAGAGGCGUCCAGGCAGAGCAGUGGUGGCUUCUUCGACGUCGACAGCGAGACUCCUCUCGGUAGGGGAGAGCGAAAAUAA